AUGCGUACUUAUCUUCUCGUAUGUUUACCAGCAAUGGCAUCGACGUGUGUUUUGCUGGCAGCAUUCGAUCGAUGUGCGUCCACAUCAUCACUUGAUCGUUGGCGGCGACUGAGUUCGAUUCAGUUUGCUCAGCGUGCUCUCAUUCUCACCAUGCUCUUCUUGUUACUCUUAGGCAGCUUUCAUUUAUUCAUAUUCGACAUUCGUAAUGGUACGUGUGCAUCAUUGCCUGGCUUUCAAGCAAUUAUAUCUUCGCUGUACGGUAACAUUUUCGUUGCUCUCCUUCCUCAUAGUGGCAUGAUCAUGUUUGGUAUCAUGACCUGGAAGCAUCUACAACAAUCCAAACGUCGUGUUGCGACUGUUUCCAUCCCUGAUGAUCGAAUACUUGCCGUUCAACGAACGAAUCGUCAACUGCUUCUCAUGAUAUUUCCAUAUGCGUUUCUGGCAAGUGUAAUAGAAGCUCAACGUACUGCCACGUACACAUACUCGAUGCUUACUAGUUCGGCAAAGAAGAGCGUGGAACGACAACAGAUCGAAUAUCUUAUUCUACAAGUGAGCGUUGUCAUUUAUUACGCAAAGUAUGGCAUGUCAUUUUACAUCAAUUAUUAUUUGAGCAUGAUGUUUCGAAAAACCUGUCUAGCAUCUCUACGAUCAUUAGCAAACAAGUGCUUAUAUUUAUGUAAACGUCAUGGCGCAUCACCAUAG
Adineta ricciae is the source of this 702-nucleotide messenger RNA. The record is from the annotation of a GenBank genome assembly. Lineage: Eukaryota; Metazoa; Rotifera; Eurotatoria; Adinetida; Adinetidae.